Messenger RNA from Pezoporus flaviventris, 1482 nucleotides. RefSeq lists its product as uncharacterized. The transcript has 4 exons. NCBI's taxonomy places the organism in Eukaryota, Metazoa, Chordata, Aves, Psittaciformes, Psittacidae. The record is from RefSeq and is a predicted model, not a curated record. The coding region runs from base 1 to 1482 and encodes 493 amino acids.
AUGGAGGUUCCAGCUCUGGAGGUUGGGGCUCCAGCUCUGGCAGUGGUGGCUCCAUCUCUGGAGGUAGCUCUGGAUCAGGAGGUAUCUCAGGAGGUGGCUCAGGGUAUGGAGGGGGAAUCUCUGGAAGGAGAGGCUCCAUCUCUGGAGGAGGAGGAGGAAGCUCUGGAUCAGGAGGUAUCGGAGGAGGAAGCUCAAGUUAUGGAGGAGGAGGAAACUCUGGAGUGGGAUCAGGAUUUGGAGGACGAGGCUCAGGAAGCUCUGGCAGGAGAGGAUCCAUCUCUGGAUCAGGAGGAGGAAGCUCUGGAGGAGGCUCCGGGUAUGGAGGAGGUGGAAGCUCUGGAGGAGGUUGGGGCUCGAGCUCUGGCAGUGGUGGCUCCAUCUCUGGAGGAAGCUCUGGAUCAGGAGGUAUCUCGGGAGGAGGCUCAAGUUACGGAGGAGGAGGAAGCUCUGGAGGGGGAUCAGGAUUUGGAGGAGGAGGAGGAAGCUCAGGUCAUGGGGGUUCCAGCUCUGGAACUGGUGGCUCCAUCUGUGCAGGAGAAGGGAGCUCAGGAGGAAGCUCAAGUUAUGGAGGAGGCGGAAGCUCAAGUUAUGGAGGAGGAGGAAGCUCUGGCAGAAGAGGCUCCAUCUCCGGUGGUGGCAGCUCUGGAGGUGGCUCAGGUUUUGGGGGAGGAGGCUCAGGAUUUGGAGGAGGAAGCUCUGGCAGGAGAGGAUCCAUCUCUGGUGGUGGAGGAAGCUCUGGAGGAGGCUCAGGGUAUGGAGGAGGUGGAAGCUCUGGAGGGGGAUCAGGAUUUGGAGGAGGAAGCUCUGGUCAUGGAGGUUCCAGCUCUGGAGGUUGGGGAUCCAGCUCUGGCAGUGGUGGCUCCAUCUCCGGAGGUAGCCCUGGAUCAGGAGGUAUUUCAGGAGGUGGCUCAGGAUAUGGAGGAGGAGGAAGCUCAGGCAGGAGAGGCUCCAUCUCCGGAGGUAGCAGCUCUGGAGGUGGUUCAGGGUUUGGAGGAGGAGGCUCAGGCUCUGGCAGGAGAGGAUCCAUCUCUGGAGGAGGAGGAAGUUCAGGAGGAGGUUCAGGGUAUGAAGGCAGUGGAAGCUCUGGAGGAGGUUGGGGGUCCAGCUCUGGCCGUGGUGGCUCCAUCUCUGGAGGAAGCUCUGGAUCAGGAGGUAUUGCAGGAGGAAGCUCAACUUAUGGAGGAGGAGGAAGCUCUGGAGGGGGAUCAGGAUUUGGAGGAGGAGGAGGAAGCUCAGGUCAUGGAGGUUCCAGCUCUGGAAGUGGUGGCUCCAUCUGUGCAGGUGAAGGAAGCUCUGGAGGAAGCUCAAGUUAUGGAGGAGGAGGAAGCUCAAGUUAUGGAGGAGCAGGAAGCUCUGGCAGAAGAGGCUCCAUCUCUGGGGGUGGAGGGGGAGAAGGCUCAGGGUAUGGAGGAGGUGGAAGCUCUGGAGGUUGGGGCUCCAGCUCUGGCAGUGGCAGAUGCAGUCCCCAUGGUGGGGGGCUGA